Messenger RNA from Nilaparvata lugens (brown planthopper), 2884 nucleotides. RefSeq lists its product as uncharacterized. The record is from RefSeq and is a predicted model, not a curated record. Bases 393 to 2192 code for a protein of 599 amino acids. The transcript has 11 exons. Lineage: Eukaryota; Metazoa; Arthropoda; Insecta; Hemiptera; Delphacidae.
UUGCCUAUUAUAGAAAAACGCUAUUAUAUACGGUAUAGUACUAUAUAUCUACAAACGUCAUGAAUCGGUUUAAUGAUAAAAUCACAGGCGCGAAUGCUAGAAACAAAGAGAGCUAGCUGAGAAGAGAGGGAAGAUGCUGAUGAACGCAAAUCCAUUUUUAUAUGAUUUAUUUUCCGGGGAAGGAGAGCCAGUCACAAUACAGCGUGCUGCAGCGAUGUGUGUUCCGUAUAAUAUGCUACUAACAGUUUAGAAUGUUUGUGUCCAGUGCCGAUAUGUGAAUAUAUUAUAUCAUCGAUGUCGAAUCAUUCUAGUGACGAUAAGUUUUGAGAGGCGGAGUGAAUUAUUGUUUAGAGAGAGAUGAAACCAAGAUGCAUCUUGAAUAGCAAGUGCCGAUGGAUAUGUCCCACUUUCAUGUAGCAAUUGUAAGUGCAUUGUUGAUUGUGCUGUCACUCAGCAGUCAACUAGACGGACUAGAAUCAACAUGUGUGUUUGGUGGAGAAGCUAAUUGCUUCAUUUCAAGUUCCAUAAUGUGUCGCGGUGAGCGCCGGGUAUUGAAAGUACACCCAAAUAAAGAUUGCAAUCAGUUGGACUGCAAGUGCACCGGAGGCAGUGAAUCAAAAUCUCCACUACAAAUGAAAAUGACUAACAAAAGUGUGGGAAGUUUGUCGGUCAGUUUCUCGAUAGUCAGCGAUCUAAUUUACAAAGAAGAGACUGAAGUUGUGCUCAGAGUCAACAAUCAGCUGAAUGAGACGGAAUGCUACAAAAACAGUAAUGGCUUCGAAGAUCUCAUGAGAAAAAGGUUCAGGAUGACGAAGUGUAACUCCACCAAUAGUUGUGAUGGAGCAACAGAUACGGUGAUUGUGAAUUUUGCAAAUCUACAUACAGGCUGUUAUCAAGUCGAGGUCAGACAUGAGAACCGAUAUAUUGGUGAGAAAUCGGUUGUUUCGUGUCCUAAAUAUUUCACCACAGGUCAUGCUCAUCCAAUCAAUAAGUAUGAUUUUCAUCAACCCAAAGUCGUUUGUCAAUUCCUGGAAAAUGGAGAAUUGAACAUCAAUAUUCGACCUUUUAUCAAUGGGAGCAAAGAUUCUAAUCAAUUCUUUACCACAAUUAUUGAUGAAAAUAAUGAUACCAAUUAUUUUACUCCGAAUGAAAGUAACUUCAAAGUAUUGGAAGAUGGAAUUUUGAGUUAUCAAUAUGACACAUUGAGACCGGGAAAUUAUUGUCAUGGCAUUCGCUACUUGGAUGGGAGAUGUCUGCUCUCAAAGUCAUGCGACUGUGUCUGGCGACAGCGAAUAAUGGUAUUUGCAUCAAAACCCAGGCCUGUUCCCAUUGAAGAUUCGAUAGAGGAUUCUUCCUCAACUCCACUGGUCAUAAUGACGCUGUUUACCCUGAUCGGACUGUUUUUAGCAUUGAUGGUUGUGUGUUUGGUCAAAAGAAAAUCAAAAUCGCCUCAAAUCAUUCUUCCAACGUCUGAAAAAGCACCGGAUACUAAAAAAGCACAUUAUACUAAAAAAACUCAUAAUACUGAAGCAACACGAAAAAUCUUUCUGCUCUAUCCAAGGGACUGUAAUGAAUUCAUGGAAGCUGUAAGGAAGUUGAGACAAAUUCUCAAGCUCAAUCGUUUCGAGGUAUCUGAUGUUUGGGACUCUCAGUUGAUCGAGAAAAUUCGGCCAGAUCCAACGGGAUUUGUGCAAUCGAAUGUUGGUGCUGAAGACACAACGACAAUAGUUGUGACGAGCGAGUGCUCUAAUGAAUUGAUUUGUGUCAACAGUGAGAAUUCAACAGUUUAUUACCGGGAGCCUCAAGAAUUUGAUGACCUUUUUCGCUUGGGACUCAAAUGUUUAGAAAGUUUCAAUAGAAAGCGCUACAUAGUGAGAUUGGCGAAUGAGCAAUUAUCUGACAAAAACAUUCGUGAGAUUUACAUUUUGCCUGUGCACUUGGAGCUAUUGAUAAAAAAUAUUCAUGGAAUUGUUGAGCCUGAUCAAAAAUUUCAACUGAAUGGGGCUAGUGAGGUUGGUGAACUGAGAACCCUGGUCGACGAGCUAAGUAAAUUCAAAUUAGAAAAUCCUGGUUACUUGCUCAAUGAAUUAAUUUUCAUUGAGCCAAAAAGAAACGGAGGCGGAUCCAGGAUUGAGUCAAGCGGGGAGGGCAAGGAGAUGGGUGUUUUCGUCUCAGAAUAUAUUAUAUGUUGACGAAUUUAAUUAUUAAAUAGAUAUGAGAAUAUACCUAUUUAAGUAUAGUCUCAUAUUUUUACAUUUGUUAAUGAAUACUAUAUAUUAAAUUGAAAAAGUGUCAUUCUAUCUAGUGGAAAUUGUACACAUGAAAAUGGAAGAAGAGGGGCAGUAGCUCUCCAUUCAUCUCCCUCCUCCAAGCACCUCCCCCACCACGAUCUGUUAGGUCACUGUAGAAAGCAAAUCAAGAAAUAUGGGUUUCCUUCAAUUCGAACAUGUAAUGGAUAUACUUGAGCAAACUGUAUAAAUCUGAUGGAAACUUGAAUAGAAAAGACUGAAUAGUCAUUUUUCAAUUAUUCAUAAUUGAAAUAGGGUUGAUAGAAUCUCUGAAAAUAUCUAGUCUGAAAGUAUUCGGUAAGUAACUAAGAUAGUAUAUUGCUGAAAUUCUUAAUCUAGAAUCUAGUUUAUUAGGCCACCAGUUACUUAUUAAGUUGUAGAUAUUUCUUUUGCCGCAUCCACAUGUUGGCCCAAUGAAGGCCAAUGAUGACCAGCGCCAGUGUGUGGAUGGGUGGUUUGCCAGCGCAGGCCUACAUGUGGACUAAGCAUUACCAGACUGGGCCAACAUCUGGACUAGACAUUAUACAUAGGUACCAGUAGAAUUUAAUUUUUUAUGUAAUUUUUGGUUUAUAAAAUAAACAAAAUCUAGAAUUCAA